Molecule: messenger RNA, 1148 nt
Organism: Ciona intestinalis (vase tunicate)
Lineage: Eukaryota; Metazoa; Chordata; Ascidiacea; Phlebobranchia; Cionidae
Source: RefSeq, a predicted model, not a curated record
UUAUUUUGUAGUUUAGAACAAAUAUAGGUUUUUAGAUUUUCUGUUGCGUUCUUGUAAAUUGUGUGUACUUCUUUGAAAACUACUGUGGCAAAUUGGAAAAAAGUUGAAAUGGUUGCGAACAAAAUACUUAUUUGCGCUGGUCUUGGACUCUUUAUGCUUUGGAAUAGUGUGGUUGCUAAUGGCGUAAAAUGUCCUGUUUAUCAAAACCUAAUUGAGGGCGUGGGAUGUGGCGUAUGUUCCAAAAACCAGUUUUAUAAUAGCAUCAAUAAAACUUGUUACAAUUGCUCAAAAGGUUAUUGCAAUCCACCAAAUAUGACGUUUCGGACAUGUUCACCAUGUGGUAAAACAGAUUAUAAUGAAGAUAAUAACGGUACACUAACUACGACUAUGCUUCCAACCACCACAAUCCCUCCAUCAAAGACUAGUGUGCAGUCAAAUUUUACAGUUGAUUCAAAUGUUUCUGAUUCUACAAAUCAAAAUCAUGUUGGUUUAAUAAUAGGUGUCAUUGUUGGUUUUGCAUUUGUUAUUGUAGUUGUUAUUGUUAUUGUCAUUUGUUUAAACAAAAAAAAAUUGUCAAUAUGUAUCAGGGAUUGGGUUUGUAGAAAUGAUAAAGUCACCCUUGAUAGUGAUGGAGAAGUUACAGAAAAUGAUCCAAUAACUUCUCCCAAUGAUAGUUUGGAAAGUGUUGUUUAAUUAAUUGUUGCUUCUUUAGUAAUCAUCGUUUAUGUUUGUAUCUUAAUUUUUUUUAAUCUUGAAAGAAUGCCUUUUUUUAAGUUAUUUAUGGCAUGUGUCUAUUUUGCUACUACCGUGUCUAUUUUACUACUACCAAAAUAGAAUAAACAAAAUUCUUCUAUGUAUAUAUACAGUAGUGUGGGGGAAGAUGGGAUACCUUUAACACACAAUAUCCAAAUAUCCCAAUCGUGUUUUAAACAAUUGACAACGGUCUAUGGAAGUCGUGAGGAUAUAGUUUGAUAAUUUUUUGAAUGUUCUUCGUUUACUACUAAAUUGGACGAGAAAAUAGAAUCAAAAUAUGUCCCAUCUUCCCCCACCCUACUAUAUAUUAACUUCAAUUGCGUUAUAGCGUACCUAGUUACCGAUAGUUUUCAAAUUUUUGUGAUGCAUUAAAGCGUGACGGGGUACGAAGCAAA